This is a messenger RNA of Grammomys surdaster, 954 nucleotides long. RefSeq names its product endothelin 3 (gene Edn3). The record is from RefSeq and is a predicted model, not a curated record. Gene Ontology annotation, biological process: regulation of systemic arterial blood pressure by endothelin; regulation of vasoconstriction; intracellular calcium ion homeostasis. The coding region runs from base 169 to 681 and encodes 170 amino acids. Gene Ontology annotation, cellular component: extracellular region. The transcript has 5 exons. NCBI's taxonomy places the organism in Eukaryota, Metazoa, Chordata, Mammalia, Rodentia, Muridae. Gene Ontology annotation, molecular function: endothelin B receptor binding; hormone activity.
GGGCAGCGCGCUCUGAAAGUUCGUGACCGCCUCAGCCAAGUAACUCUGAGCCGGGACGCGCAGCUCAGGCAGCGGCAGGACUCAAAAGCUGUAACCAGUCUCACUACCCUUUUGCGGUCACAAGCGGCCACCCUCCAGGCCCGGUGCUCCCGCGCCUGAUCGGGGUUCAUGGAGCCGGGGCUGUGGCUCCUUCUCGGGCUCACAGUGACCUCCGCUGCAGCUGCACUGCCUGCACAGCCUGGAAGCGCUGGGCAGGAACGAAGACCAGGCAGGUCUGUGAAACAGGAGGACAAGGGGGUGCCUGCACACCACCGACCUCGGCGCUGCACGUGCUUCACUUAUAAGGACAAGGAGUGUGUCUACUAUUGCCACCUGGAUAUCAUCUGGAUCAACACUCCUGAACAGACUGUGCCCUAUGGACUAUCCAACUACAGAGGAAGCCUUCGGGGAAAGAGGUCCUCGGGGCCAGUUCCAGAAAGCUCCCAGCCUUCUCUACCGGCACGCUUGCGUUGUACUUGUAUGGGAGCAGAUGACAAGGCCUGUGCAUACUUCUGUGCACGCACUGCAGAUGUCACCAGUUAUUCCAGGAGAGCAGAAAGGCCAGCUGCCGAAGAGAAUCGGGAGACUGGAAGCCCACAUCGAAGGUUGAAGUCAAAGACGGAUAAAGCCCACCAGUCUUAGCUGGCUUUAGCGGGUCACAACUGAUGCUUCUUGCUUCCUGCAGUGGACUUCCCCCUGCUCUCCCUGCCUGCCGACUCUCUUCCAGGAAAGAGCCUUUGAGCUUGUGCAUACAGAGCUUGAAUUUCCACCUCUUUAGGGACAAGGAGGGAAUUGGCCUGAGGCAAAAAUGAAAGAACGAAGGACCAUCCAAAGAGCCCCCCCCUCCCCACUUACCCGACUCUAAGAAUGCCCAAGUCCAAAAGACCUCAGCUUCCCUAAUGGGUAAAAUGAUCC